This is a messenger RNA of Cucumis melo (muskmelon), 1023 nucleotides long. Its product is annotated as vacuolar iron transporter homolog 4-like. Gene Ontology annotation, cellular component: membrane. The record is from RefSeq and is a predicted model, not a curated record. Gene Ontology annotation, biological process: intracellular manganese ion homeostasis. NCBI's taxonomy places the organism in Eukaryota, Viridiplantae, Streptophyta, Magnoliopsida, Cucurbitales, Cucurbitaceae. Bases 94 to 747 code for a protein of 217 amino acids. Gene Ontology annotation, molecular function: manganese ion transmembrane transporter activity; iron ion transmembrane transporter activity. The transcript has a single exon.
UGUCCUCCACAAUUCCUCUUCUCAUCAUCAUCUCUUUCGUUUCUUUUCUUCAAACCUCAUUCCCUUUUCUUCUUUUUAAUUCCCUUCCCAAAAAUGGAUCCCAACAAAUUAAACCUAAAUAAUUUGGAACAACAACAAUCUACUCUAGAGAUCCAAACAAAGGAAUUUGACUACUCAAAACGCGCACAAUGGCUACGCGCUGCAGUACUCGGCGCCAACGACGGCCUUGUCUCGACCGCGUCGCUCAUGAUGGGAGUUGGAGCUGUCAAACAAGACAUCAAGGCCAUGAUCCUCACCGGUUUCGCCGGUCUAGUAGCUGGCGCCUGUAGUAUGGCGAUUGGUGAAUUUGUGUCUGUUUACUCUCAGCUAGACAUUGAAAUGGCUCAAAUAAAAAGAGAGAAAUUACAAAGAUCAAAUAAUAUGGAAGGAGGUGUAGUACAAGGGCAAGAGAGCAAAGAUAAAGAAAAGCUACCAAAUCCACUCCAAGCAGCUGCAGCCUCAGCCUUGGCCUUCUCUCUUGGAGCAAUGGUCCCAUUGUUGGCUGCUUCCUUUAUAAGAGAGUACAAAGUAAGACUCGCAGUGGUGGUGGCAUCGGUGACUUUAGCUCUCGCCGUGUUCGGGUGGUUGGGUGCCGUUCUUGGAAAAGCAUCACCAAUCAAAUCAGCCGCUAGAGUGUUGGUCGGUGGUUGGUUAGCUAUGGCUAUAACCUUUGGCUUAACAAAGCUAAUCGGAGCGAGUGGACUCUAGCGGUCAGGCUAGAACAACGUUCGUAACUGACGGUUUCAUAUUAUAGAUAAAAGAAAGGUGACUUCAUUGAAAUAAUUUUUUUUUAUGUAUUUGUUGUGUUUAAAUUCAUCCAAAAACAAACAGAGGGAAAGAAAUUCUAAGAGAUUUUAGUUUGUUUUGUAAAGAAAAAAGAAAAAGAAGGUGGGAUGGCGUGUAGAAUCUCAUAAGUUUGUUUAAAUUAGAAAGAAAAGCAAUAACGCAAAAUUAAUCAAAAACAAAAAUGUUUUGUUUGAUGAA